Messenger RNA from Stomoxys calcitrans (stable fly), 2175 nucleotides. RefSeq names its product neprilysin-4. Gene Ontology annotation, cellular component: plasma membrane. Gene Ontology annotation, molecular function: metalloendopeptidase activity. Lineage: Eukaryota; Metazoa; Arthropoda; Insecta; Diptera; Muscidae. The record is from RefSeq and is a predicted model, not a curated record. The coding region runs from base 1 to 2175 and encodes 724 amino acids. Gene Ontology annotation, biological process: protein processing. The transcript has a single exon.
AUGUCUAAACAAUUGUCAUCACCAAUACCCAGUAGAGUUCGAGUCAUUUUUGUAUGGUUAUUGUCAUUGAGCCAUCAUCCGCUGUUAAGGGUAUGUGGAGGGGAAACCACUAUAUUUCCCAUCUACAAGCAGGAAGAAUCUAUGAGAAAUGCCAAAAGUAAGGAAGUUCAUAAUUAUAUGAACGUAAGUGUGAAUCCUUGUGAGGAUUUUUAUGAAUAUUCAUGUGGCAACUGGCAUAAAUAUCACAGCCCUCCAGCAGGAGGAGGCAAAGACAAUGUGGAGACUUUGCAUACCAUACUGGAGCAUAAGGUGGACAAGGACUUGCUUAUAUUGCUAGAUGAAAACGUGACCAUUGAGGACAGCUCCGAUGCUAGAAGGCUGAAGAUAUUCUACAAAAGUUGCCUAGAUGCCAAACAAGGUGAGAUUCUACAUCAGCAGUUUGUCAGUGACCUGAUAAAGGCCAAUGGAGGAUUUCCGGCGGUGCCAGGCUCCAAUUGGAUGGCCCAUCACCACAACUACGAUUGGCAGCACAUAGUGGCCGUGUUGCGUUUGAAAUAUGGCCUCAAUAUUCUCAUAGGAAUGGAGGUGGAUAACAACUUCCAGACUAUGGAGGAAAAUAGUUUGUAUCUGCAGGAGCCUUCGACUUUGUUGCCACGCCAUCUGUGCAAUGCCAAGGUGACGCAGAGCAUUGAUGUAACCGAUCACCAGUAUGAUGUCAUUGAACAGCAGGUGGCAGAAAAUCUGAGGGCCUGGCUUUCCAUGAACAAGGAGGAGGCUUUGCAUGUGGCUGCCGAUAUGGUGACCUUUGAACAUGACCUUUGUCGCGCAAUGUAUGUCGACGAACAGGAUGAAGUGGAAGAGGAUUUCAUAGGCAGCGCUCAGUCUGUGAAUCGAACCAAAGCAUACCCCAGGAAAAAUUUGCAUAGUUUUACCCAUGAAUUCAACAACACUUUGCAGUUUAACACCAUUGUCAUGAAUAGCUUUGGCGUAGCCGUCACCAAGCCGGUUUUUAUGAAAAGUCCCAAAUAUUUCGAACAAUUAGUGCGGGUGAUUGAAGACACCGAGGAGUAUAACAAGACCGUGGUGGCCAAUUAUAUCAUGUACCAAACACUCACCCAUUUUAAUUUCCCCCGCAAUGAUACACCCCGCAGUCGACCCUCCUAUUGCCUGGCGGUGGUGAAGAAAUAUUUCCCCCACAUUUUGGGGGCCAUCUACAAAAGUAAAUAUGCCAAUCACAUGGAUAAAAUUACUGAGAUUUUUGAGGAACUGAAAAAGAUUUUCUAUGAUGCCUUCGAAAAUCACUGGAUACAUGAUGGCACCGGACGUUUGGGCAAGAAGCGGCUGGGCGACAUGACAUUACAUUUUCCCAGCUACGAUCAGCCGCCUUUAAAGGUAGAUUUUGCACGCAAUGAUUUUUGGAAUAAUCUACGCCUCAUAAUGGGUCAGAUAAAAGACAGUGAUGUGUCGCGCCUGCUAUCGGCCUAUCCCCCUCAGCCCAUGGAUGAGGUGGAGGCCUAUGAGACCCGCAUGGUGUACAGGCCCUAUCAGAACCGCAUCGAUAUGGGUUGGGGUCUAUUGCAGGCACCCUAUUAUCAGCACUUUUUGCCUAGAGCCAUGGCAUAUGCCGUCAUUGGCCACAAGUUAGCCCAUACCAUGGCCACGGCCUUUGACGAUAAGGGCUGGAGUGCAGAGAAUAAGGAUCGCAAGAACUGGGACACCCAAACGGCUGUGGAAUACUACAAGAAGGCCAAUUGUUUUACCCAACAAAUUGGCAAUUAUUUAAACAAUGACCCCGACAGCUUUCACAAUGUCACCAAGUCUCGUCAAUUGAUUGCCCAAAGCAUAGGUGUGAGCAUGGCCUUUAAUGCCUAUCUGGAUUGGCUUAACCUGCAGAGUCCCAGCAAUGACCAGGAGACUUUGAUCAAAGAAACUUUACCGGAGUUUGGUUUUACCAAUACCCAAUUAUUUUUCAUAGCCUUUGCCCAGGCCCAUUGUGAGGCUCGCAAAAAGCCCAAAAAACCCGAACCCAAAUUGGUUCUCAGUCCCUUGAGCAAACACUCUAUGACACGUUACGAGGUAAAUGGACCACUGAUGAAUUUUCUAGAAUUUGCUCGAGAAUUUCAUUGUCCCAUAGGCAGUGAAAUGAAUGCAGCCGAUAAGUGUAUCAUUUAUUAG